Molecule: messenger RNA, 1838 nt
Organism: Triticum dicoccoides
Lineage: Eukaryota; Viridiplantae; Streptophyta; Magnoliopsida; Poales; Poaceae
Product: F-box/LRR-repeat protein At3g26922-like
Exons: 3
Coding region: 12-1511 (499 amino acids)
Molecular function (GO): protein binding
Source: RefSeq, a predicted model, not a curated record
CGCCCGACGCCAUGGAUCCGCCCCUCUGGGUCGAGCAACUCAUGCACUCCUGCCUUCCAGCCUCCCCGGUUUCCGCCACCGCCUCCCUCUCCGCCUCCACCUCCACCUCUGACCAGGACGGCGGCGGCGAGGACCGCAUCAGCGCUCUCCCAAACGACCUCCUUUGCAAUGUCGUCUCCCGCCUCCCCGUCAAGGACGCUGCCCGCACCGGCGCGCUCUCCCAGCGCUGGCGCGGCCUCUGGCGCGCCGCCCCGCUCGUCCUCGACGACGCCCACCUCCUCCCGGACGCCGCCGCGGCGUUCCGCGUCCUCGCCUCCCACCCGGGCCCCUUCCGCUCCGUCCGGCUCGUCCACAACCUCAUCGACGAGUCCAACAAGGACGCGCUCCUCGCCGAGUGGCUCCGCCUCCUCGCCGACAAGGGCGUGGAGGAUCUCAUCCUCGCCAACGACCCUUGCUCCCGUGGAGCGAUGCCCGUGCAGCUACCGCCGUCCCUCCUCAGCUGCGGCGCCUCGCUCCGCCGCCUCUACCUCGGCCUCUGGCUCUUCCCUUUCACCGUCGACCUCCCGCGCGGCCCCGGCGUCUUCCCCGACCUCCAGGAGCUCGGCAUCUGUCACGGCAUCACCCUGGAGCGCGAUCUCGACUACAUGCUCGCUUGCAGCCCCAAGCUGGAGAUCUUGGCGCUCAUCGGCACCUUCUGCCUCCCCAACCGCGUCCGCGUCCUCCACCAAAGCCUCCGUUGCAUGGUGCUCUGGCAUUCCCUUGUGGACGAGGUCAGCGCCAUGGCCGCCCCGCACCUGCAGCGGCUCAUCAUCUACUGCACGAAUCCCACUGGGCCUGGAACCACCAUCAAGGUCAAAAUUGGCUGUGCUCCUCAGCUCGCCGUGCUCGGCUACUUGGACACGGCCAAGCACGUGCUUGAGAUCGGCGACACCAUCAUCAAGGCUGGGGUGACAAAGGUUUGCCCAAGUACAGUGGUUCCAAGCGUCAAGGUGUUAGCUCUCAAGGUGCGUUUCAGAGUCGCUGCUGAAGUGAAAACUUUGCUGGGCUUCUUGAGAUGCUUCCCUGAAGUAGAGACCUUACACAUUAUGGCUUCCGACAAUGACACUGACUACUAUGAUGACCAUGGUGAAGUCAAGGUAAGGGAUAGGCUCAAUUCCACCUUCUGGCAGCGGGUCGGUCCGAUCGGAUGCGUGCAGUCGCGUGUCAAGAGGGUGGUGUUCGAUCAGUUCACCGGGGGGACAAACGAGGUUGGGUUCCUGAAGCUGGUCCUUGGGAGAGCUGUGCUGCUGCAGAAGGUGACAUUCGUGCUGGCCCGUCCGGAUUCUGUGGCGAUGAGUGAGGCCAUGUGCAAACUCCAGCCGUUGGCUUCGAAGAGAAUGUGGGCCACUCAGGUUGUGGACAAUCCUUCCUUUGAAGUCUCUGGGCGUGUGGCAGGCCAUUUAUGUUGGUACAAAGAAGCAUCUGAUCUUUCUAUCACCGACCCGUUCAUUUCUAUGUUAAGGCUGUACUGAUGGAGCAUUCGUUAGAAGCUAGAGCAUCGUCAUUUGGCUGUUUAUGUUAAGGCAGUACCAAUGGAGCGUUCACCGCCAUUGGCUGUUUGAGUGACUUAUUUCUAUGUUAAGGCAGUACCGAUGGAGUGUUCAUUAGCGUUGUCGUUUGAAUGACUCGUAUCUCUUUGUGAAUGGUAGUGAUGCAUCGUUCAGUUAGCAGCCUUUUUUGGGUGUUGGAGAUUUGGGCUGCAAAAGACUUGUCAUGGCUUGGAUAUGCAGUUACUGUGGCUGUUGCUCAUGUUGCUAUCUGAAUGAUAAAUAUUGUUUCUGCACUCGAGGUGAUUUUUA